Rhodamnia argentea is the source of this 1001-nucleotide messenger RNA. Its product is annotated as FCS-Like Zinc finger 2. The transcript is spliced from 2 exons. NCBI's taxonomy places the organism in Eukaryota, Viridiplantae, Streptophyta, Magnoliopsida, Myrtales, Myrtaceae. Bases 180 to 662 code for a protein of 160 amino acids. The record is from RefSeq and is a predicted model, not a curated record.
CUCUUGGAAACCUGCCGUUGUUUUCCUCCCUUCCUCUCUCCUCGUUCUCGCCAACCUCUCUUUAUAACCAUCUCCUCCUUCACUUGCUCUCUCACACCUCUCUCUACCUCUCCCUCUUUCUCCCCUGAGUGGCAAGAUUCACGGCAGUGCACCGCACGAACAAACUGGCUCUAAAACCCAUGGACUCUGCGACUGUGAGGAGACCCUGUUUCAUCGAGGAAGACGACGGGCUGGCCUCUCUGGCCGAUAUGGAAGCUGGGGUCUCCGGGAAGCAAUGCAACUCGUUGGUCUCUCGGCCUCUCUGCUCCGCCAGGAGUGGCUUCAGGAACGUCUCUGCCGACUCUGUCCCGUCUCCGAGAUCUUCGAGGUUCUACAAUGCCAGAUUCGAGGAUCACCAACCCCAUUUCUUGGAUUCCUGUUUUCUCUGCAAGAAGCCGCUCGGGAAUAACAGAGACAUCUUCAUGUACAGAGGGGACACACCAUUUUGCAGCGAGGAGUGCAGGCAAGAGCAAGUAGAGAUGGACGAGGCCAAGGAGAAGGAGAAUAACUGGAACCUCUCUUCCUCCAUGGAAGCUCUGAGGAAGAAGGACCAGAGGAAAUCGACCUCUCCAACCAAAGCCCAGGGCUACGCUUUCCGUCCGAGCACUGUCGCAGCUGCUUAGAAAUCAAGACGUCACUUUUUUGCUCACUUAAUCAUCACAUAAAUACAUAUGAACAAAGAAGCUGUUUCCCAUAAACCAUGAUCUGUGGCUGACAGAGGAGGGGCCAAGGAGAGUAUAGCAGGAGGAGGAGGAGAUAAAAGAUGGCGAUCCAACAAAGCAGGCGCAAAAAAAGGAAAUCAAAGAGAUGGGAAAACGAGGACGAGGACCCAUUUCGACGGUUUCUUUUCUCGAUCGUGGGUGUAUAAUUUUGAGGGGGAUGAUGCGAUAUACAGAGAGGUUGAGGUUGUGGUGUUCUGGGAAUGUGCACAAUGAGAUGGCUCUGGCUUUUGGCUUCUGGUU